Messenger RNA from Syngnathus typhle (broad-nosed pipefish), 3807 nucleotides. RefSeq names its product family with sequence similarity 83 member B (gene sack1b). Gene Ontology annotation, biological process: epidermal growth factor receptor signaling pathway. The record is from RefSeq and is a predicted model, not a curated record. The transcript has 5 exons. Lineage: Eukaryota; Metazoa; Chordata; Actinopteri; Syngnathiformes; Syngnathidae. The coding region runs from base 167 to 2935 and encodes 922 amino acids. Gene Ontology annotation, cellular component: membrane; cytoplasm.
GCCUCUGAGCAAGUUUCCAAGUAAGACCGACCAUUUGCAUGUCAAAACUGGAACUCACACGCUCUCUCUCAGCCAGCACCCUGUCUUAUCAUGUUCAGACACCUCCUUGUCUCUGUGGCUUCCAGCUGGGGGACUGUAUCCUCCCCAAACAUUGAACACAAUUACUAUGCAGAUGCCUGUACAUGAACCUCAUUGGGAUAUGUUUGGGAGCGCUCAAAAGGAUUUUCACACUUCAGCUUUACAAGGGAAGAUGACUGGAACAAUGGAGUCGGCCCAAUUUUCUUCGCUGUCAUCCUUGAGAGGAGAGCACGCAACAGGGGAUUGCAUGCAAGCCCACUAUAAGGAGUCAUAUCGUCUGGCCAUUGAUUGCCUGUUAAGCAAGGGCAGAGAAAGUUACGCAGAGUUUCUCAAAGAAGAACGCAUCGGAAAUUUCCUGUCUGAGGAGGAGCUUGUCUUCAUCACAUCAAACGCCAAAGAGCUCCCACCUCAGAACCACGAGGAGGAAAUUAAUAGCCCCACGGACAGCCAAUCAUCGUCCGGCACAUAUUGGCCCGUCCACUCGGACGUGGACGCUCCCGCUUUGGAAUUGGGAUGGCCUGAGAUCAUGCAUGAAAAACUGCAGACCAAUAUAGAUCUCCUCUAUCAUCCCCCAAGACCCAACAGUCCCACCAUUAAAGAAGUGAUUCUAAAGAACAUCCGGGAUGCAAGACAGGUUAUUGCCAUUGUGAUGGAUAUGUUUACUGAUGUCGAUAUCUUGAAAGAAACUGUUGACGCCUCUACACGAGGAGUUCCCGUCUAUGUGCUUUUGGAUGAUUUCCACUUGAAACAUUUCCUUACAGCAGCUGAGAAUCAAGAUGUAAAACUUCAACACCUCAGAAACAUGAAAGUGCGCACCGUGAAAGGUGAAGAUUAUCUGAGCCGGACAGGGAGUAAAUUUCAUGGCGCAAUGGAGCAAAAGUUUAUUUUGGUUGACUGUCAUACAGUGAUUUACGGCUCCUACAGAUUCACUUGGUCAUGCGCAAAGCUCAAUUUGAGCAUGGUGCAGGUUAUAACAGGCCAUCUGGUGAAGACUUAUGAUGAGGAAUUUAGAACACUGUACGCGAGGUCGACAGUGCCAGCUGAAUUGUGCCAACCAGAUCCUUCUCUCCCUUCUAAUGGCUCCCACACACUGCUCGGCUGGCCAAAAUAUUCCCCUCAUUCCUUGAUCGAUCGGCGCGACCAGUUAAGGCACACGUUGGACUCCGUCUACCGCAAGACAUGUGAAAGGAAUCUGUACACACGAGACUGCAAUGAUAAUCACUUUGUGCCUUUGAUUGAUCAUGACAUAGGUUUGCAGAACCACAUGUCCAAAUUUGAGUCUGCAGCGUCAAUAAACUACUUAAAAAGGCACAGCUAUGCUGGGGAAAGACAUGAUGGAUAUGUCCCCCAGAAUGUCAGAACCAGAGCGAGCAACUGGAAUAUUUGCCGGGAGACAGGAAUCGGGAAAAACAACUAUCCGCCGGAUAAUAAUUAUUUAGUGCCGCAGAUGUACAGAAGCCAACAGCUUCGUCAGUCAUACAACGGCAAUGACAAACAAAUCCUGUCCAUGCAGCAAAACAUGCCAACGUUGGAAAAAACAUCAAAGUCAUUCAUGCGUACAUGGAGGAUCGAGUCCUACCUUCAAAAACCUGACAUGCCUUUUAAUGAGCCGUCUGACUAUUUGGACCAGUUUGAGCCGUCCAACAGCUUCAUGCAGGGAAGGAUGCGGUCUCUUGUUUAUAGGCCCGCCAUACCGGAGCAAUUGGAGUCUAACUCACAAAUCAACAGCACGCCCUCUUUUGGUAGCAGCUCAUCUGGACUUCACAACCCUUUACGCUACUCUUCAAUGCAGUGGAAUCCACCAGUAGCAUCUGAAAGCAACAGAAUAAACAAUGAAGAUUUCAUACUAAAGAGAAAAAGCCAGCAAAUUAUGGAUGAUUACAACAGUGGCAAGAACUCCUACCCAUCUGCAUACGCCAGCUUAGGUCGAGUCAAGCGUGGGCCGCUCGCUACAAAUCCAGAUGUGUGCUCUGACAGUUGGCACAAAAGGCACAGCGUGGCUGAUCCCAGAUCCAACUCAACAUACACACAGGACUCCUCAGGUGGCAUGUAUGGAGCUUUCACGAGGAUGCAAAUGGACAGAGGCUCCGCUGCAUUCAACGCAAAGCACAGUGGAUAUGGGUCAAAUCUCAAUGAGGAUCAGCGAUCUGUAUCUCAUUAUGAUGUCAAGAGCGUGAUUGACACAAAUAGCCCCUGCAGUUCCAUUUGGCGGGAUCCUACUUCCAGAAGUCUAUCUGCCUCAACCCUGGGUGUAGACGACAGGGAUUUGGCUACUAAAUCCAGCAGAUUGGCCUCGCAGCAUUUCAUAAAGAAGAGUACCAAGAAAAUAAAGUCCUUUUUGAACAUACCGGGAAGGAAGGAAGACCAAGUCGAAAGUGUGGGAACGCCAAGCGUGACCUCAGAUGAUAGCACGGACACGAUCAAAGCCGAGGACGAAGUUCCGGUCAAACAUCACCAUAGCAACACAUCUCUUGGGCAUCGGCAGAGCGAAGUGGCUGAUGUGAAGUAUUCCAGCCCAAGAUUCAAAACGGAGGAUCAUCAGCACACACCUCAGCUGUCUUCCUCUGAAACAACAUCGCACAGUAAGCUCGGCGUCGGCGACAAAAAGGCUGUCCCAGACGUCGACAUACCGGGUUGGAGUAAAGACAGAAAACUUGACAAUCGCCUUUAUAGCAGAUUUGAACCUUUUUGUUCAAUUCAGAAGAAACAAUCCUCGUACUCCCCAAAUAACUCUCUGGAGAAAACAAAAAACCCACCGAGUGAUCACAACUUUGCCCGUCUUGGGAGAGGCCAUCAUGAAAAUAAGCUUGAGAAAUUCUUUCAUCGAGUGGGCAACCUCAUUCACAAGACUAAGUAGGGUAGGCGGCACUGUCUGGAAAAAGACAGAUGAAUUGGCAUCUUGCAAAAGAGCAAGAUGCACUUCUUAUUCUGUUUUGACUAUUUCCCAAGUACUAUUGGUCUCAAGCUUCUACAGGUUCAAAAGUACAUUUUUCAAUCAUUCCCAAACUUGGUGGACAUGGACCACAAAACCAUUUUGAUAUAGUACUCUGCAUUAAUGAGCACACCUGACGAAUGUAUAAAAAAAAGAAAAUUGAAUUGCCUUUCAGAACCACCAUUUUUAAGAACAAAGAAAAACUCACUGGGAAAAAUGUAUUGGAUUAACACACAGUACAAAUUUCCCUUUGCUACCUAAACAUAAUGCCAAAGCCAUCAUAUUCUGAUUUACAAUUACUUAAAUUGAAGUAAUUGUAUCUUAACACACGACAUCAUGACGCUUUGAGUUACUCAGUUUUAUUUGUACAGUCGGUCUUUACCACUUUGUUUACAUUGGAUAUGUUUCCAGCCAACUGUUUACAGUUUUGUUGUGCACUUAUUUUUGUACUACAAAUGUAUCCGCUGAAAUGUAUUUGAUAUGAAAUGUAGCAGAUACCUAAACAUAAAACGCACAAACUUGAAUCAUGGCUUUUAAGCAAUCUUAUGCAAAUCACUCACUGCUGUAUAGGCAUUAAGUACGGGUUGUGUCAGAAUUUCAUAACCAUUGCAAAUAGGAAAGAUUUAUGAAAAUACCAAAGCAUUCAAGAUGAAGCCAAUGCAAUAAUGAAAAGCCGGUCACCAUCUUCACGGUUGUAUGAAUUGUAGCUGUAGAAAUAAAUUCUUCCUUAUAUGUUUGUUUGCUGCUUUGCAUUAAAAAGAAAGAGAAAAAUAUAUGUAAAGUUCAUGCAUACAUGA